This is a messenger RNA of Paraphaeosphaeria sporulosa, 650 nucleotides long. RefSeq lists its product as uncharacterized. The transcript has a single exon. The record is from RefSeq and is a predicted model, not a curated record. NCBI's taxonomy places the organism in Eukaryota, Fungi, Ascomycota, Dothideomycetes, Pleosporales, Didymosphaeriaceae. The coding region runs from base 1 to 507 and encodes 168 amino acids.
AUGGCUGUGUUUUUACAACGCAAUUUCAAGAAGGUCAACGAGGACAUCGUCACCACCUUGGUCGACUUCAUCGUCUUUAACUCACGUGUGCACAAUGUUUUCAACUUCCGCACCCAAAAGACUUUCUCGGCUUGCAUCGAUCUAUACCAGACCGUGCUCCUCUUCGGCAUGGAGCCCUACACCAAGGGCCUUCGCAAGGCUAAUCUGGACGAGAAUUACAACCAGGAAAUCACCCCGUACUCCGUGCUCGACAAGCUUGUACAGCUUCCAACCACUAACCCCUGCUACGUGGCUCUAGUCCACAAGUUCGAGGGCUUGAUGUUCAUCGGUGAGCUUGACAGUGACAAGGAUUGGGCGACCUGGCUUGGAGAGCACCCUACCUUUGUUGCUUGCAUGGAGUCUUGGAAGACGGAGCGUGAGGCCCAGGCUACCAUCAACAGGGAGACUUGCCAUGCUGCUCGUUGGGAGAAGAGCUUCCCGGUUCUGGUCCAGGGUAGUCGUGUGUAGACGGCUCAAGCUAAACCGUUCUAUCGCUGCUCGCUUUAUGUAUCUUUGAACGGGAGUGUGAGCUGCGGAUAUCUGUUUGAGCAUUUCCAUGUUCACUACAGACUCUAGCUCGAGAUGCACUUCCAAUAUUUAAAGCACAUUGC